CGGGGCUCGGGCCGGGCAGACGUGGGGACGAGGAGGCGGAAAGGACGCCAAGUUCUCCGGCGAGUGCACCUGUCUGCUCCAGGAAGAGAGGAGAACCUUCCAGAGCUGACUCACACUGUGACAUGCCUGAUCCCUUGCUCCCACUCCUGCAGCAUGAACAAGGUGGACACUCACUGACCUCUCAGAAGGUGGCCCCACAGAGCUUUGGGGUCCAUGUCUGAAUGGAUUGCUGUAGCCUUCUCAUCUCUCCCUUCGCCCAGUCCCCUGCAUCCUAAGACUCAAAGCCAGCACAGGACCUGGAAGGAUUAUAUGGUGUGAACGGCAUGUCUGUGGAUGAGAAGCCUGACUCCCCCAUGUAUGUGUAUGAGUCCACAGUCCACUGCACCAACAUCCUCCUCGGCCUCAAUGACCAGCGGAAGAAGGACAUUCUCUGUGACGUGACUCUGAUCGUGGAAAGGAAGGAGUUCCGCGCCCACCGGGCUGUGCUGGCCGCGUGCAGCGAAUACUUCUGGCAGGCGCUGGUUGGACAGACGAAAAAUGACUUGGUGGUCAGCUUGCCGGAGGAGGUCACGGCCAGGGGCUUCGGGCCACUGCUACAGUUCGCCUACACGGCCAAGCUGUUACUCAGCAGAGAAAACAUCCGCGAGGUCAUCCGCUGCGCCGAGUUCCUGCGCAUGCACAACCUGGAGGACUCGUGCUUCAGCUUCCUGCAGACCCAGCUCCUGAGCAGCGACGAUGGCCUGUUCGUGUGUCGCAAGGACGCCGCGUGCCCGCGGCCGCACGACGCCCGCGAGAACUCGGCGGGAGAGGAGGAGGAAGAGGAGGAGGAGACGAUGGAUUCCGAGACGGCCAAGAUGGCUUGCCCCAGGGACCAGAUGCUUUCAGACCCCAUCGGCUUUGAGGGUGGCGGCGCCAUGCCGGUAGCCGAGAAGGGAGAGGCGUUGCUGCGCGAGUCGGAUGUGCCCCCGGACACCAAGGAGAGCUCAGAGAAGGACGCGCUGACGCAGUACCCCAGAUACAAGAAGUACCAGCUUGCAUGUACCAAGAACGUCUACAACGCAUCAUCUCACAGUACCUCAGGUUUUGCAAGCACAUUCAGUGAGGACAACUCUGGCAGCAGGCUCAAGCCAGGGCUGGCCGUGGGGCAGAUCAAAAGCGAGCCGCCCAGCGAGGAGAACGAGGAAGAGAGCGUCACGCUCUGCCUGUCCGGGGAUGAGCCCGACGCCAAGGACAGAGUGGGGGACGUGGAGAUGGAGCGCAAGCAGCCCAGCCCCGCCCCGGCUCCCAGCGCCCCCGCCACCGGUGCCACCUGCCUCGAGAGAGCCAGGGGCGUGGCGUCACCCUCCUGCUUGCGCUCUCUCUUCAGUAUCACAAAAGGUGUGGAGUUGGCUGGCCUGCCCAGCACAUCUCAGCAGCACUUUGCCAGGAGUUCGGCGUGCCCUUUCGACAAGGGGAUCACUCAGGGUGACCUUAAAACUGACUACCCCCCUUUCGUGGGCAGUUAUGGACAGCCCCCUGCGGGCCAAAAGGACUCUUCUGCUUUCCCCAUGGGCUCGCCGCUCCGGGGGCCUGGGUUGGAGGCCCUCUGUAAGCAGGAGGGUGAGCUGGACCGGAGGAGUGUGAUCUUCUCCUCCAGUGCGUGCGACCAAGGGAGCACCACGGUGCAUCAGUAUUCCGGGGUGAGCAGUUUGGACAAGGACCUGUCCGAGCCGGUGCCCAAGGGGCUCUGGAUGGGAGCCGGCCAGUCCCUGGCCACCUCACAGGCCUAUUCCCACGGUGGGCUGAUGGCCGACCACCUGCCAGGAAGGAUGCGGCCCAACACCAGCUGCCCGGUGCCCAUCAAAGUGUGCCCUCGCUCACCCCCACUGGAGACCAGGACCAGGACUUCCAGCUCUUGCUCCUCCUACUCCUACGCAGAGGACGGGAGCGGGGGCUCGCCCUGCAGCCUCCCGCUCUGCGAGUUCUCCUCCUCGCCCUGUUCCCAGGGAGCCAGAUUCCCUGCCACGGAACACCAGGAGCCAGGCCUGAUGGGAGAUGGCAUGUACAACCAAGUGCGACCCCAGAUUAAAUGUGAGCAGUCUUACGGAACCAACUCCAGCGACGAAUCCGGAUCGUUCUCGGAAGCAGACAGUGAGUCGUGUCCUGUGCAGGACAGGGGCCAGGAGGUCAAACUUCCUUUUCCCGUAGACCAGAUCACAGACCUUCCCCGGAACGACUUCCAGAUGAUGAUUAAGAUGCACAAGCUAACCUCAGAACAGUUAGAGUUCAUUCACGACGUCCGAAGGCGCAGCAAGAACCGCAUCGCGGCCCAGCGCUGCCGCAAGAGGAAACUGGACUGUAUUCAGAAUCUAGAAUGUGAAAUCCGCAAAUUGGUGUGUGAGAAAGAGAAGCUAUUGUCAGAGAGGAACCAGCUGAAAGCGUGCAUGGGAGAACUGCUAGACAACUUCUCCUGCCUCUCCCAGGAAGUGUGCCGAGACAUCCAGAGCCCUGAGCAGAUCCAGGCCCUGCACCGCUAUUGCCCCGUCCUCAGACCCAUGGAUCUCCCCGCAGCCUCCAGUGUUAGCCCUGCGCCCCUGGGCGUCGAGCAGAGCCUUGCAGCCUCCCAGUGUGCGCCUGGGGAAGCCGCACCCUGCUGCUUGGAUCCCGGUGCCGCUCCCCCGGGGCCCUCCUGGGUGCCCAGCACCACCUCGGAGAACUGCACUUCUGCGAGGAGGCUGGAGGGCGCGGACCCGGGCACCUUCUCUGAGCGAGGCCCUCCCCUGGAACCCAGAAGCCAAACGGUGACCGUGGACUUCUGCCAGGAAAUGACUGACAAGUGUACAACUGACGAGCAGCCCAGGAAAGAUUACACCUCGUGACUCGGCUCUGCCACCCGGUCCUCACGGGCGCCGGUCACCUGUGGUCUGGAAGAACCGAGAAGGAAUUUGGUGCACACUACAGCAGUCUCAGCAGCAAUACUGUAGGCCCUCCUCUGAGCAGGAGUGACAGGAGUGACCUGAUUCACAAUGGUGCUACCCCUUGCCCCGGCGAGGAAGACAACAGUGCUGUCUGUCUGUCUCGGCUUCAUUUCAGUCUUCACAGGGAUAGACGAUUAACACCUCUAGGACCCACCCACGGAUUUUUUUUCUCAGUGGCCCAUGUCAC
Molecule: messenger RNA, 3144 nt
Organism: Lepus europaeus (European hare)
Lineage: Eukaryota; Metazoa; Chordata; Mammalia; Lagomorpha; Leporidae
Gene: BACH2
Product: BTB domain and CNC homolog 2
Exons: 7
Coding region: 324-2858 (844 amino acids)
Biological process (GO): regulation of transcription by RNA polymerase II
Molecular function (GO): RNA polymerase II cis-regulatory region sequence-specific DNA binding; protein binding; DNA-binding transcription factor activity, RNA polymerase II-specific
Source: RefSeq, a predicted model, not a curated record